AUGAGCUCCAUAAAAUGUGAAUCGACUGCGUCACUUUUGGUGGGCUGUCGGCUGCGUGUGCGCAUGCGGAAAACUGGCAAAUGGAAACUGGCUGAGAUUGUGGGCAUCAAGACGUCGGGUGAAGAGCGUCAGUACUAUGUGCACUACCAUGAUUUUAAUAAGAGACUAGACGAAUGGGUUUCCGAUGAUGAUCUGGACUUGAGCAAAGUUCAAUUUGCUCGCCGUGCCAGCCACCAAAUCGCUACUGGGUCGGGUGCCGAGAUUUCUAAAUUCCAUUCUUGGCCGAUCGCCAAAGAGCCACAGUUCAAGGUACCACAACAACCUGACGAUGGCAAUCCGCCUACCCAUGUCAAGGGUGGAGCGUCGCAAAGACGCAGCAAUCGUAAGCACGUGGUGGGCAACGAAGGAAUCCUACAGGCUGCAGCAGGUGGCAACGAAAAUGGAUCGCAAGGUGGCACGAAGCCAAAGUCACGAUCGGGAUGCAGUACAUUGAAGCAUCAACAUAAUGUGGUAGCUCGUAUGAAGAAUGUUGAAAUAAUUGAGUUGGGUCGAUAUCGCAUCAAACCCUGGUAUUUCUCGCCAUACCCUGAGGAGCUCUGUCUAAUGGACUGCAUCUAUUUAUGCGAGUUCUGCUUAAAGUAUUGCAAGAGUCGUGUGUGCCUCGGACGGCACUUAAUCAAAUGCACUUUGAAGCAUCCACCUGGCAAUGAGAUCUAUCGCAAGGACUCAAUAUCUUUCUUCGAGAUCGAUGGUCGCAAGAACAAGGUGUAUGCACAGAAUUUAUGCCUAUUGGCUAAAUUGUUUCUGGACCACAAGGUGCUCGACUUUGACACGGAUCCGUUUCUGUUCUAUGUGAUGACAGAGUUUGACUCGCGCGGAUUUCACAUUGUCGGCUACUUUUCUAAGGAGAAGAUCAGCGUCGAAGACUACAAUCUGGCCUGUUUAUUGACACUUCCACCGUAUCAGCAAAAGGGCUACGGCAAGCUUCUCAUUGAGUUCAGCUACGAACUGUCCAAAUAUGAGGGCAAAACCGGCACCCCAGAGAAGCCUCUUUCCGAUUUGGGUCUGCUGUCGUAUCGGUCAUUUUGGGCGCAGGCUAUACUCGAGCAGCUGGUCAACCAGAAGGCAGGAACGGAUGGCGAGCGGCCCUCUAUAACAAUCAACGAUAUUUCCGAGCGUACGAGCAUUAAAAGGGAUGAUGUAAUCUACACACUGAAGAGGCUUAACCUAGUGACUUACUGUAAGGGUCAGCACAUAGUCUGCAUCAAUCAAAAUACUAUCGAUCAGCACAGGGCCGCAAUGGAGAAGCGUAAAAUAAGCAUCGAUUCUAAAUGUUUGCAGUGGACCCCCAAAGACUGGUCCAAGACAAUAAAUCGGCUAUACUAACCGUAAAGUCCAGAGUACAGCUCGAACCUUUUCCAAACGGAACUUCAC
Messenger RNA from Drosophila montana, 1434 nucleotides. Its product is annotated as histone acetyltransferase Tip60-like. NCBI's taxonomy places the organism in Eukaryota, Metazoa, Arthropoda, Insecta, Diptera, Drosophilidae. The record is from RefSeq and is a predicted model, not a curated record. The transcript has a single exon. Bases 1 to 1386 code for a protein of 461 amino acids. Gene Ontology annotation, molecular function: histone H4K16 acetyltransferase activity; transcription coregulator activity. Gene Ontology annotation, cellular component: MSL complex; chromatin. Gene Ontology annotation, biological process: positive regulation of transcription by RNA polymerase II; negative regulation of DNA-templated transcription.